Molecule: messenger RNA, 1257 nt
Organism: Cajanus cajan (pigeon pea)
Lineage: Eukaryota; Viridiplantae; Streptophyta; Magnoliopsida; Fabales; Fabaceae
Product: phosphoglycerate mutase-like protein AT74
Molecular function (GO): catalytic activity
Source: RefSeq, a predicted model, not a curated record
AUAUUUUGAAAACAGUUGCAAAAAGAGAGAGUACCGUACCCUACUCUCUUCAUCUCCUAAACUACACUAUAAAUAAAUCCACCCAAAAAAAAAAAAAAAAAAGCAUUCACGAGAGAGAAGAGAGAAAAGAACAUGGUGGGCGUGCUUCCAAAGAGAAUAAUCCUGAUGCGCCACGGCGAGUCGCAGGGGAACCGCGACACGGCGGCCUACACCACCACGCCGGACCACAGCAUUCAGCUCACGCCGCAGGGCGCCGCCCAGGCCCGCCGCGCCGGCGAGGAGCUGCGGCGCGUGAUUGGCGGCGCGGGGUGCUCCCCCGAUUGGCGGGUGCAGUUCUACGUGUCGCCGUACGCCCGCACGCGAUCGACGCUCCGCGAGGUGGGAGCGUGCUUGUCGAAGAAGAGAGUGAUCGGCGUUCGGGAAGAGUCGCGGAUUCGGGAACAGGACUUUGGGAACUUUCAGGUGGAAGAGAGGAUGAAGGUGAUCAAGGAAGCACCGCUUCCCCGAGGGAGAAUCCGCCGCCGACGUUUUCGAUCGCGUUUCAAGUUUCUUUGAAUCUCUGUGGAGGGACAUAGACAUGAACAGGCUUCGUCACGACCCUUCCAAUGAUCUGAAUUUCGUAAUUGUGUCUCACGGCCUCACAUCGCGUAUUUUCCUCAUGAAGUGGUUCAAGUGGACAGUGGAGCAGUUUGAGCAUCUAAACAAUUUUGGGAACUGCGAGUUCCGCGUUAUGCAACUGGGAACUGGUGGAGAAUACAGCCUAGCUGUUCAUCACACAGAGGAAGAAAUGCUACAAUGGGGUCUCUCUCCUGAGAUGAUUGCUGACCAAAAAUGGCGUGCCACAGCUUGCAGGGGUGACUGGAAUGAUCAAUGCCCCUGGUACUUUGAUGAGUUUUUUGAUCAUCUUCCCGAUGACUCUGAUGAUGAUCAUGAUCAUGUGGAGAAUCAAGGUGAAACUAAUUCUUUAAGUGUAUGUGCAUAGUGUGAUUCCCAUAUGGGUUUGUGGGUUCAUUUUUAACACACUAGGUGAUUUUUAUUUUUCACUGAUAGGAGAAGAGAUUUCAAUAGAAAGAAAAAUUAGGAAAGGAUAAGAUAAUAGAGUUGACACUUUGGAAGUUCUAAUAGAUAACCUUUUGAGCAAUUUUAUACUGUUUGUAGGGCUUUGUAUAAUUGUAUUAUGCUGCUUGUGGGUUAUACGUUUCGAUAUCAAAGCCUGCUUUAUCACUGUUUACAAAAGAUUGUGAUGUUUUUUUAUUA